Cooperia oncophora is the source of this 384-nucleotide messenger RNA. NCBI's taxonomy places the organism in Eukaryota, Metazoa, Nematoda, Chromadorea, Rhabditida, Trichostrongylidae. The record is from the annotation of a GenBank genome assembly.
AUGGUACGCCGCUUCGCCCAUACUAUGUGCUUGCUUGUUCCUCUUACUUUUGUGAUUUCAGAAGCAAUUUCGUCGGAUCCCAAUGAGGCAUACGUUCGGCUUAACAUCGGCGGAAAGUCGUUCUGUGUCCGAAAGGAGCUGUACACCGAAGAACGCACACUAAUGCACGAUAUUGUUGAAUCAUCUCAUGAACAGAGGUUGUUGAUGGUGGACGGUUGCGAUCCAAAUACGGGUGAAUAUUAUUUGGAACGAAAUUCCAGGCUAGCUGACCAUAUCCUGGAUUUCUUCGCUACAGGGAGCUUGCAUCGUCCACAGAACAUGUGUGUGGAGAAAUUCAAGGAGGAACUGGCAUUUUGGCGGAUUAGUCAUGAUCAGGUGAGUUAA